CACUACUAUGUUUAGUCUCCAGCUGUGCGAAUAAAAAUUGAAAUAUUUUAAAUCUAAAUCAGUAUUAUAACGCACACUCGCCCCCAAACCAAUCGGGAAAAUUCAAACGAAGAGCUGCUACGCUUAUGAUCAUUUACAAACAAGGAAAAUAAUUUUUCCAGCGAGCAGGAAAACAUAUCGGCAGCCGCAAAUCGGACAAAAAAAGGAGUUCCCCAUUGAAAAGUAAAUACAAAAGUUGCAAUGAUAUCGUAAAUUGAAGAGCUUAUCUGCCUGGGAACCAGAUUAAAAUACGCUAUACCCUUUAUCACUCUCGAAAAACCAGAAGCCGAAAACGUCGCAAAAAUGAAACUGAAACGCUGGCGGCACAAGCGUAAAUAGACAUUUGCCUAUAGUUAACCGGAGGAGACAGACAUCCCAUAAAAUCCGGAUAAUACCUAUAACUCGCUUGAGAAAUAUUCGAAAAAGGAGUAAAAUCAUGCUAGGGCGCACACAAAAACUGCUGUUGGGCAUAUCAAUAUUAAUAUUAGUCGAUGUGAUUUGGGUUUCCUCCAGCGAGCUGACAAAGUUUCUAUACAAUGAGGCCAACUUUGACAAGCCGUUCUUCUGCACUUACUUCAAAACCUCCAUGUUCAGCAUUUACUUGCUGGUUAUUGGCAUCUUGGCGCCCUGGAAAGAGUCCUGCGAGCGCCAAAAUGGAAACUACGCUAUGAUGGAGCAAAAUGCAGAUGAUGAGAACUACUAUUCCAAUCAGGCUGGUUUGGGGGACCCCACAUAUAUUCCCAUCCGAUCGGCACACUUGGGAGCACCGGCCAAUGGAAACUCGAACUCGAAGUCCGGCACCGAAAGCGAUGACUCCAGUGUGCGGAGUGUGCGAUUCAGCAAAAUGGCCGAGGUCAGAGAGAUGUCCGCCCACGAAGCCACCGAUGCAUUGAUGGCGAGGCUCUCGUAUGCCGCCAGCUUGAGGAUUCGGAGGCAGAAGACCCACCACAAGACGGCCAAGACUGCGUUGCUGUUCUGCCUCCUCUGGUUCGUGGCCAAUUACUUCUUCCAGUUGGCCCUCGAAAUGGACGAGACCGCCAUGAUAACAUUGGUCAGCUCGUCGUCGUCGUUCUUCAUUAUCUGCCUAGCGGCAGUGUUUCCCUCGGCAACGGGUGACAAACUGACCAUCACCAAGGUGAUUGCCGUGUCAAUGAACAUUGGAGGCGUGGUGGCCAUCACCAUGAACGAUCUGCACGACACGAAGAUGACGAGAGGCGUCCUUCUGGCCCUGUUUAGCGCGUUCUUCUACGCCGCCUAUUUGGUUUUCGUAAAGCGAAAAAGCGAUACAGAGGAAAAGGUCGAUAUACCUUUGUUUUUCGGUUUCGUGGGCCUGUGGAAUCUGCUGCUAUUGUGGCCAAUAUUCUUCAUUCUGCACUUCACUAAGAUCGAAACCUUUGAGCUGCCCAGCCAGGGUCAGUUUUCCCUGCUGUUUCUAAACGGAUUAAUUGGCACUGUGCUGGCUGAAGCUCUUUGGCUUUGGGGAUGUUUUCUGACCUCUUCGCUGAUUGGGACGCUGGCCAUGUCGCUGCAGAUUCCGCUGGCCAUCAUGUUCGAUGUUCUGCUAAAGGACAAGCCCUACUCGCCGCUGUUCUACAUGGGAUCAAUACCCAUUUUCGUGGCCCUACUCCUCGUUUCGCUGCUGAUGCGAAACGAUGACUCCGAUCCGCUGAUGAAGCUGUUCAGAAUUGUAUAUAGGAAAGUCUGCCGGUGCCAUAAGCCAAGCAUUGUGAGGGUCAACGAUGACGAACAACAGGAGUCGCUGAUCAGCAACAGCGAUUGAAUUGGAGGCUUUUUUGUGAAAAUCGCUCUUCUACACACUUUGAAUGUUGCUCAUUGCAAUGCAAUCUAAAAUUGGCUGUUUACGAGUUCGUUUCGAAUCGUUCUUAAACCCUUAGGGACAGGCCCUGCACAACUAUUCCCUCCCUGUCCUGAUUUGUGUUUCUCAUUUGUGCAUUUUCCGUUGGAUAUUAUUGUGUUGCGAUCUAACGUACAACUAUUUAUUAUAAUCAUAUUCUCUGUAAAUAGCUUUAGCUUCCCCGAAUACCGUUUAUCUAUGUGAUAGUCUACAACGUUUUGCUGAAGUCCACCUAUUAUUUAUUGUAUUUCCUCGGUAUUCACACUGCGCUUAGCUGUAUAAUUGUUGACUUCUCAAUACAAGAUGAUUAUAAGAAGACAUAUACACAUAUUGAUAACUAAUAACAAUAAAUACAACUUGUCUACCGUAAGCUUAAAAAA
This is a messenger RNA of Drosophila ficusphila, 2274 nucleotides long. RefSeq names its product solute carrier family 35 member F5. NCBI's taxonomy places the organism in Eukaryota, Metazoa, Arthropoda, Insecta, Diptera, Drosophilidae. Gene Ontology annotation, cellular component: membrane. Bases 476 to 1819 code for a protein of 447 amino acids. The record is from RefSeq and is a predicted model, not a curated record. Gene Ontology annotation, biological process: regulation of peptide transport. The transcript has 7 exons.